Momordica charantia (bitter melon) is the source of this 1109-nucleotide messenger RNA. Its product is annotated as small ribosomal subunit protein eS4x. Gene Ontology annotation, cellular component: ribosome; cytosolic small ribosomal subunit. The record is from RefSeq and is a predicted model, not a curated record. Gene Ontology annotation, biological process: translation. NCBI's taxonomy places the organism in Eukaryota, Viridiplantae, Streptophyta, Magnoliopsida, Cucurbitales, Cucurbitaceae. Gene Ontology annotation, molecular function: RNA binding; structural constituent of ribosome.
CCUUCCCCAAAGAGUUUCAGAGGCGGCAGCAAACUCAAGCCUUCGGCGAGCUUCCUUGUUUCGAAGCCAUGGCAAGAGGAUUGAAGAAGCAUUUGAAAAGGCUCAAUGCCCCAAAGCAUUGGAUGCUUGACAAACUUGGUGGUGCAUUUGCCCCCAAACCUUCAUCUGGACCACAUAAAUCAAGGGAAUGCCUCCCAUUGAUUCUUAUCCUACGAAACCGGUUGAAGUACGCUCUCACAUACCGUGAGGUUAUUGCCAUUUUAAUGCAGCGACAUGUUUUGGUUGAUGCUAAAGUGAGGACAGACAAGACAUAUCCUGCUGGUUUCAUGGAUGUUGUAUCAAUCCCCAAAACAAAUGAGAAUUUCCGUCUUCUUUAUGACACCAAAGGUCAAUUCCGUCUUCACUCAGUGAGAGAUGAGGAGGCAAAGUACAAGCUUUGCAAAGUCCGCUCUGUGCAGUUCGGGCAAAAGGGCAUUCCCUAUCUGAACACUUAUGAUGGUCGUACAAUUCGGUACCCAGACCCUCUAAUCAAGGCCAAUGACACCAUUAAGCUGGACCUUGAGACCAACAAAGUUGCUGAUUUCAUCAAGUUUGAUGUAGGAAAUGUGGUCAUGGUGACAGGUGGAAGGAAUCGUGGACGGGUUGGAGUAAUUAAGAACAGGGAAAAGCACAAGGGAAGCUUUGAAACAAUACACAUUCAGGAUGCCACUGGCCAUGAAUUUGCCACCCGGCUUGGCAACGUCUUUACCAUCGGUAAAGGUACUAAGCCAUGGGUAUCCCUUCCUAAGGGCAAAGGUAUUAAAUUAUCCAUUAUUGAAGAAGCUAGGAAGAGGCUUGCAAGCCAAGCAGCAGUUACAGCUUAGGAGUGGUGAUGAAAAGGUUGGAAGAAGACAUUGUUUAUGGUUGAUUGAUUUGAAAUUGUUCUGACAUGUCCUGUUUCUUGGAUUUGUGUUUCAAAUUUUGUUUUAGCAAGUUCUUUUCGACAGGCUGGUGUUUUGUUAUUUCCCUUAGAAUUUUGGUGCAGCUGCUACCAUUAGUCAUUCUAAAAACUUCAUGUUAAUGUUACAAGCUAAAUCAGAGUUUAAAAAUUAAGCCUGGUCAUUGUCCAA